Molecule: messenger RNA, 4527 nt
Organism: Anguilla anguilla (European eel)
Lineage: Eukaryota; Metazoa; Chordata; Actinopteri; Anguilliformes; Anguillidae
Product: SLIT-ROBO Rho GTPase-activating protein 3-like
Exons: 23
Coding region: 361-3636 (1091 amino acids)
Biological process (GO): signal transduction; negative regulation of cell migration
Cellular component (GO): cytoplasm
Molecular function (GO): protein binding
Source: RefSeq, a predicted model, not a curated record
UUCAUUCUGCUGCAGAAAAACUUCAAUGUGCAGAGCGACUGUGAAGAGUAGUGGUUGUAGUACUUCUGUUCUUUCAGACGCGGGCAUUUAACGAAAUAUAAAUAAACUAAGCAACUGUGUGGGAUGUAUGCAAUCAGAUCCUUCGCAAAACAUUUAUUUUCUUGUAUUAAACAACGAUUUUUCUCCGUAGCGUUUGAUGUUUUCGGAUGGCAGGCAAUCGCAAGAUAGGAGGAGCCCUCGUUUCUUACAGCGCCGACUAGCAUUGCUUUGCGUGUAAGCAUAAGUAGCCUAGAAUCCUAACGCAGGAAUUCCCUAGGCUUGGACAUCUCACUACGCUCACCCGUUCAUACCUCAAGAAACAUGUCAUCUCAAACUAAAUAUAAGAAGGACAAGGAGAUCAUUGGGGAGUACGAGACACAAGUGAAAGAGAUCCGGAACCAGCUGGUGGAGCAGUUUAAAUGCCUGGAGCAGCAGUCCGAGUCACGCCUGCAGCUGCUGCAAGACCUGCAGGAGUUCUUCCGGCGCAAGGCCGAGAUCGAGCUGGAGUACUCGCGCAGCCUGGAGAAGCUGGCCGAGCGCUUCUCCUCAAAGAUCCGCAGCUCCCGGGAGCACCAGCAGUUCAGGAAGGACCAGCACCUCCUGUCCCCGGUGAACUGCUGGUACCUGGUGCUGAACCAGACGCGGCGCGAGAGCCGGGACCACGCCACGCUCAACGACAUCUACACCAACAACGUCAUCGUGCGCCUCUCCCAGGUGGGAGAGGAUGUCAUCAGGCUCUUCAAGAAGAGCAAGGACAUUGGGAUACAGAUGCACGAGGAGCUUGUGAAAGUUACAAAUGAACUCUACACUGUGAUGAAGACAUAUCACAUGUACCACACGGAAAGCAUCAGCGCCGAGGGCAAGCUGAAGGAGGCGGAGAAACAGGAGGAGAAGCAGUUCAGUAAGUCGGGGGAUGUCAACGUCCACCUCCUCCGUCACGAGGACCGGCCCCAGCGCCGCAGCUCCGUCCGCAAGAUUGAGAAGAUGAAGGAGAAGAGGCAAGCCAAGUACUCUGAAAACAAGCUGAAAUGCACAAAAGCCCGGAAUGACUAUUUGUUGAAUCUGGCAGCUACGAACUCCGUUGUGGCAAAGUAUUACAUCCACGACGUCUCCGAUAUGAUAGACUGUUGUGACCUCGGUUACCAUGCCAGCCUGGCCCGCACCUUCAGGACGUACUUGUCGGCGGAGUACAACCUGGAGACGUCCCGCCACGAGGGCUUGGACAUCAUCGAAAACGCCGUGGAUAACCUGGACUCCCGCAGUGACAAGCACAAGAUCAUGGACAUGCACAGCCAGGUCUUCUGCCCUCCUCUCCGCUUCGACUACCAGCCACACAUGGGGGAUGAGGUGUACCAGGUGAGCGCCCAGCAGCCCGUGCAGACAGAGCUCCUCAUGCGCUAUCACCAGCUGCAGUCUCGCCUGGCCACCCUGAGGAUCGAGAAUGAGGAGGUACGGAAAACUCUAGAUGCCACCAUGCAGACUCUGCAGGACAUGCUGACGGUGGAGGACUUUGACGUGACCGACGCGUUCCAGCACAGCCGCUCCACCGAGUCUGUGAAAUCCGCCGCCUGCGACUCCUACAUGAGCAAGGUCAACAUCGCCAAGAGGAGGGCCAACCAGCAGGAGACCGAGAUGUUUUACUUCACUAAAUUCAAAGAAUUCCUGAAUGGCAGCAACCUCAUAACCAAACUGCAGGCGAAACACGAACUCCUCAAGCAGACGCUGGGGGAAGGAGAGCGGGCAGAAUGCGGAACAACAAGGCCCCCCACUCUCCCUCCUAAGCCCCAGAAAAUGCGGAAGCCUAGGCCUCGCUCAGUGUAUAACCAUAAGCUGUUUAACGGUAACAUGGAGACCUUCAUCAAGGAUUCAGGUCAAGCCAUACCAUUGGUGGUGGAGAGCUGCGUUCGAUACAUCAAUCUAUAUGGGCUGCAGCAACAGGGUAUAUUCCGAGUUCCUGGAUCUCAGGUCGAAGUCAAUGAUAUUAAAAAUUCAUUCGAAAGAGGUGAAGACCCCCUGACGGAUGUUCAGAGUGACCAUGAUAUCAACUCUGUGGCUGGGGUCCUGAAGCUGUACUUCAGGGGCCUGGAGAACCCACUCUUUCCUAAAGAGCGCUUCCUGGACCUACUGGCAACCAUCAAACUCGAAUCAGGUGCCGAGAGAGCUCAUCACAUCCAACAGGUCGUUGUGACUCUUCCUCGUACCAUCAUCAUUGUCAUGAGAUACCUGUUCGCGUUCCUUAAUCAUUUGUCCCAGUACAGCGAUGAGAACAUGAUGGACCCCUAUAACCUGGCCAUCUGCUUCGGCCCCACCCUCAUGCCUAUUCCGGACGGCCAGGACCCAGUGGCCUGUCAGGCCCACGUCAACGAGCUCAUCAAGACCAUCAUCGUCCACCACGAGGCCAUCUUCCCCGGCCCCCGAGAGCUGGAAGGGCCGGUCUAUGAGAAGUGCAUGACUGGAGGGGAGGAGUACUGUGACAGUCCUCACAGUGAGCCUGGCACCAUUGAUGAGGCAGACAAUGGCACCGGGCCACACACCAGUGAUGAUGAGGUGGAGCAGAUCGAGGCCAUUGCCAAGUUCGACUACACUGGACGCACUCCACGGGAGCUGUCCUUCAAGAAGGGGGCAUCGCUGCUGCUGUACCUUCGCGCCUCAGAGGACUGGUGGGAGGGGCGGCACAACGGUGUGGACGGGCUGAUACCUCACCAGUACAUUGUGGUCCAAGACUUGGAUGAUGCUUUCUCAGACAGUCUCAGUCAGAAGGCAGACAGCGAGGCUAGCAGUGGGCCCCUCCUCGAUGACAAGUCCUCAUCUAAAAAUGACAUCCAGUCCCCCUGUGAGCCCCCGCUCGACUACAGCUUCGGAGGGGUCCUGGGACGGAUGAGGUUACAGUCUGACGGAGCUGUGAUCCCCCGCUGCCGCGGUGGCGAUGCCGACACCCACAGCCCCUCCAGGGGGUUGGAUACGCCCCCGCGGGCAGCGGCAUGCCCCGGCAGCCCGCGCAAGAUGGCUGUCAGCAGGGGGCGCCUGGAGAGUCCCGAGAAGCGGCGCCUGGCCAUGUUCGGCAGCGCGGGCAACGUGAAUUACCCCGAGAGGAAGGCCUACCCCGAGGGCCACCCCCUGAGGCCUGCCCCCUGCGCCACCCGCCACAGCAGCCUGGGUGAUCACAAGUCCCUGGAAGCAGAGGCGCUCGCUGAGGACAUUGAGAAGACCAUGAGCACGGCGCUGCACGAGCUGCGGGAGCUGGAGAGGCAGAACACGGCCAAGCAGGCGCCCGACGUGGUGCUGGACACGCUGGAGCCGCUCAAGCACCCGCCCGGCUCCCAGCCGGCCAGCCCACUGCACACCAUCGUGAUCCGCGACCCAGAUGCCGCAGCGCGCCGAGGCGGCGCCGGCUCCGCCCCCGAGACCAUGAGCACCUUCAAGCCGGUCCUUUCGGCCCGCCUGGCCGGCGCCCAGCUGAGGCCCCCUCCCGCCAGGCCGGCCCGGCCCGCGCCCGCGCAGCUCCGGUCCAGCAGCUCCAGCUCGUCCGGCGUGGGCAGCCCAGCCGUAACCCCCACCGAGAAGCUCUUCCCCAGCAAGCUCUCCCCCGACAUGUAGCCCCUGUACCCAUCGCCCCACCGCUGCACCACUCUUAGUCCCCUCUGUCCUGAACCCUGUCCAGUCGCUGGGGCUCAGGGCUUGAGCCCUUACAUGUAGUCUAGAUAUAUUUAGCCUUACUUAAGAUUUGACUUGAAUUCAUAACCGUGGCGACCAGCCCAGGAGAAGGUCAGUUGCCAGUAGGAGUACUGUAGCACAAAAUUCCUGGCGCAAAACCACUGAGAGACACUGGAAUUGAAGAAACGUGAAAAGAACAGAAAGACAAUUUACUUAGUUCUUGUAAUUUGUUUCUUUUACCUCAUAAAAAAAUGACAGCAUAAGAUUUGUCUGUAGCUGGCAUCCUACUGGGAUGAAUGAACUGUAGAUCUGAAGUCCUGCAGUACAGCCAGUAUUCAUUUCUACCCAGCACUGGUCAGCCACUUGACUGGACCGCGUUAUCUCAGACUCCAGCAGCGGUCUGUUUGCAGAAUGACCGUGGGCUAUGCGCUGUCCUGUCGUUAUGUUACCGGAUGGCACAUUCAGUUUGGCGGCUGUCCCUCUAAUGCUGCGAGCAAUUAUAACUUGCAGCUUUAGGCUUGCAAAAAGAUGCAGUGUGCUUACUUGAAGUGAUAUUUCUUCUGUCUAUAGUAUAAGGAAUAUACUGCGGAAUUACAAUAUAACAAACAGAACAUGGUGUAUCGAACAUGCAGACUGUAGUAUGAAUCUGAAAUAAAUGUACAAACUAAUAAUAAGGAAAAUGUGUUGUACUUGUAGUUUAAUGUGUAUAUUAUUGAUAGUCCUAACAUUCUUCUAAUCUUGUACAGUCCAAGACUUAACAGGCAAAAAAUGAGAGCGAAAUAUGUUUAAAAUCCAAUCCAUUAAAACAUGCAAAAAAAAGAAACGUAAACCCAA